GCUUGGGAGCUCUGACCACAGCCCAGUGCACCAGUAACCUUGUCUGAUGUGAUCAUUAACCUUUUCUGGAAAAAGCAGCUGGCAGCCCUCUGAGGUCUGUCUGUAGGAUGCGGGGUGAGCUGGACAGAUACUGCCCAGACUAUUUACAGAUUAUUUCUUUCCUUGGAGAGCUACCGUUCACGUGUGUGUGAAAAAAAGAAAAAGAAAAUGAGAUUUCAGCACUAUUUUUUGGUAUUUUUUAUUUUUGUGAUGAGUCUCCUUUUUAUCACCGAACAGAGGCCAGUUAAUCUUCCCAGGAAAAGAAAACUCUACAGGCACAACUGCUUCCGAAGGAGAUGCGUUUCACUCCAUUCCCGGGUGCCCUUUCCCUGAGGUAUUCCUGGCUAAAUGGCUUUACGAAAAAUCUCUGAUUUCGUUGCCUCUACCAGAAGAAGAAUGAGAACGAAGAUGCCAGGCCGCCCUAACUCGACCCCAGCAUGGCAGUAGUGUGGCAGCUUGCGAGUUACUACUCAAGCAGGGGUCAUCACAAAGAACCUUGGAUGGUUUUUCAGCUCUCAGGACUGUUCUUCCUGGAUUUUCUUUGACAAGAAAGUAAUAUAAAUGUGAAACAGACUAGGCUGAAGCACUCUUCGCUUGUCCGUGUAACAGUCUCUCAUCUUUUUCUAUCCCUUAUUUUAUUGGCAUUUAUUCAUGAUAUAUAGUGAUGGGUUUCAUAAAGAUGUUUACGUACAAAUGUAUCAUGUACAUUGACUAUAUUUACACAUGUGUCCAUCAUGAUAUUCUCUAUUUACAUGCAUGUACAUUAUAUGUGUUGACUAUAUUUGUACACGUGCACUCUCCUUUCUCUCUCUUCACCCUCCCUUUCGUUAGCCCAGACAAUUUUGUUUCUGCUUUAAUGGCAUGUACAUGUGAGUGAUUUUAUUGCACAUUAUUCUUCUUACAUGGAUUAAAAAGAAAACUACUUCUUUAAUAUUA
Molecule: messenger RNA, 975 nt
Organism: Mesocricetus auratus (golden hamster)
Lineage: Eukaryota; Metazoa; Chordata; Mammalia; Rodentia; Cricetidae
Gene: Apela
Product: apelin receptor early endogenous ligand
Exons: 3
Coding region: 208-372 (54 amino acids)
Biological process (GO): apelin receptor signaling pathway; heart development
Molecular function (GO): apelin receptor binding
Source: RefSeq, a predicted model, not a curated record